AUGAGCCUCGCACACUCUGCCAGUCUAUUUGCCCUUCUCGACAUGGCGCCGCCUUCGCCCACGGUGCACGAGGACUCUGAGAGCAGCGAUUACUGCAGCCCCGUGGCGUUCGAGCCACUGAACAGGUCCAAGCCAAAAGCCACAGCUGCGAAUGCAAACACACCCCUGCUUAAGCUGCCUGACGACAUCUUCAAGUGCGUGAUGGACUACCUCGACGGCAGCGCUGCGUGGAGUCUGAAGCGGCUGUGCAAGGGAAUGGAGAGUAGCAUCACCGUCAACCAGUUGCUUUACAAGUACCCCCUUCAGCUGAGUGACGUGCGCGACAUCAGGCUCGGCGACUGGAAAUACAGGAGAAUGGGCGUGACCCGGUGGGUGAGCUUCAAGGAAAGCAUCACCGACGCCAACCGCAACUACGUCCAGAAACUUGCCAUGAGCCAUUUCGCGAGUAUUGACGACUUUCGCUGGAUAGAAGAGCAUCUGCCCUCGCUGACGUGUCUCGAUAUAUCUGCCAUCAAGGACUUCGUCUGGACGCCCGAGGAGACGUGGACGUGGAAGAUGAUGGCAGAAGCUUGCCCGAAGCUGUUUGGCCGUUUGGAAGAGCUCGAGGUGGCCAACUGGGCUGACUACACUGCGCACUCACGGAUAGAAUACAGCUAUUCAUACAACGACUAUCGCUUCAAGCAGAAAUUCAGGAUAUCGCGGCGGAGAGAUGGCGGGUCGGUUGCUAAGAUGAUCUUCCCGAUAUGCACGAAGCUGAAGUUGCUUGCCAUUAGGGAGCGCUACUCUGGGUUUCACACAUGGAACGAGUGGGAGGUGCAUCAGCGUGUAUGCUGUCUCGUGGACGGUAUCGAGAAGUACUGCCCCGAGUCCAUGACCAAGCUGCGUAUCCACGACUACGCCCCGUACCGCUCCCUCUUCUCCACCGACGCUACCCCAUGGAAACGGUUGACCCACGUCGAGAUCGGCCUGUCGAGCUGGAUGGAAGACCGCCGCGACCGAGAUGUCAUUGGUCCCAUACCGUACCGGAUAACACAAGGUGCUCACCACCGGGAAGAAGAGGAGGCUUUCGAUGACAAAUCCUAUGAGGAAUGCACGCGCGACCACAUGGCCCUCGGCAACAACGUCGUCCAGGGCGUCGGUGCGUCGUUCGAGGAUCUCCUCCAGAGCCUGCAAACUAUCUCGAAAAAGUACCCGAACAUCAGCAUCACGCCAAUCCGGGGUCUACAAAACAUCACACUCCACCCAUUCCACCUAGUCAAUGUCAUGCAGCGACGCAACCCAUUCAUGCAUAUUAAUCAGGGCAACAACAACAAUAACAACAGCCAAGCACAGACCGACCCUGUGUCGAACGAGGUAGUACAAACCGCCCUGCGAUGGCUGGCGCAGAAGUGCGACUGGAAGCCGACUCUCGCAUGGGACAACAUGAUGUGUGAUGUUUUUCCGGCCAACCUCGAACCCAGCCGGACAUUUCUUCCCAAGACAGACGUUUUGUCGCGCAUACGGACCAUGGUGGCCACGCUACGCACCCUCGACAUACCCAUCCGGGUCUCCAUCGGCGACCGCACCAACACGUGUCCGUCAUCGGGUCUCGACGGCUCUCUCUACUUUGGCGACUACAAGUCCUUCGUAGGCGAAGGUGAGAACAAGCGCGAAGUACUCCUUCCGACACAGGCUUCGUUCAACUUGACUGCGAUCGCAGACAUGGUCGACGAACUAACUAUUCAGUAUCCCGUCGAUGUGCCCGGCGUCUCAGGCUGGGUCCGAUCCGGCAAGCGCCCAACGGCCGCCGAAAAAGGUCUUAUGCAGCGCGAAAUGAUCGGAUGGCGCCGCUUCUGGAAGCGCUACUCUAGCCAAUUCAAGAACCUGAAGAAGCUCACUGCCGACGUACCAAACGAUAUCUACGAAGACUGGGGUAAAUCCGACCUCUCAACCCUGCUCGCAGACGAACGCUGGGACAUGCUCGAGAUCGAAGAUAGAAACGGCGAUUUCGGCCUCUUUGGUAAUUACUUCCCCUUCAGUAGCACGUCGCUGCGCUACAUAUCGUCGCGCAAGCGCGGCCGUUCCAAAUUUGUGCAACGCGUCUUCUUCCGCCUCGACAAUGAGCCGCUGACCCUACCAUCAAUGGGGGAGAACACAUCCGCAGUAGAGCGCGAGCAAGGCGAGGUUACAGACGAGCAUAUCAGGGGCCAGAUGAACCUGCCAUCGGUGGCGGACAGCAUAUCCGCCCAAGAGCGCGACGAAGGCGCGAUUACACACAGGCACAUCAGGAAGCUGCCAGCACUACCACAGCACAUAUCCGCGCUAGAGCGCGAGGAGAACGAGAUUACAGACGAGCACAUCCAGGACAUUGAGCGCCCUGCACACCGCUUCUGGCCACCCCGGGAGUCGGAAAAGGGCCCGAAGAGGAAGCGAACCGAGGACUCCGACGCCCUCAAGACCAAGCGGCAGAAGGUCAACGAAGAAGACAGGCAAAAGGUUGCGGCGGCGGCUAAUCAGUUCCAGCAGGCGACGCUGGCACAUCUAGAUCGCACGCUCGAGCGGCUGGGGGAUUUCUAG
Parastagonospora nodorum SN15 is the source of this 2556-nucleotide messenger RNA. RefSeq lists its product as hypothetical. The record is from RefSeq and is a predicted model, not a curated record. NCBI's taxonomy places the organism in Eukaryota, Fungi, Ascomycota, Dothideomycetes, Pleosporales, Phaeosphaeriaceae. The transcript is spliced from 2 exons. The coding region runs from base 1 to 2556 and encodes 851 amino acids. Gene Ontology annotation, molecular function: protein binding.